AUGGUCAGACACAGCAUCAAAAAAAGAUGGCAAGAACUGGGAGUCUGGAACCCGAAAUGGGGAGUCGUACCGAACAGUCACGGUCGGUAUCUUAACGGAGAUCGUCCUGAAUUCUGGGAGUGGCACCGGAAAUGGCGGGGCACACAACGGAAGUUCGACAGCCUACCUUGGGAGGAACAAAAUGGCUGCUGGCCCGUGCCAGAUGAGGAGUUCGAAUGGGAGCGCGCGAUCCGAAUGUACCUCGAGAGGGAAGGUCACUGGAGCGAGACUCUCAAGCUAGUGUCGACAGAGAAUGGACACCAAUACGACACCGACGUGGUCGAUGAUCGCGAAUUUCUAAUCACGAGCCGACCUUGGUUUGUUUGGGCACUAGAGGCCGCAGAGGAAGAGGUGAAACUGCGACGCCUUCCAAUGCAGCCCACAAUCUCAGCAUAUGAACCGGCAAGGGUGAAUGUAAUGGCCCGAUGGAAAGAGGACGGCCGCUGGAAAGAUAGCUGGACCGACAAUACGACUGACUACAUAAACCCCCCUGUAUGGCCACAUCUGGUGGGGUGGAAAUGGAGAAAUGAGUCUCCAUCACCAGAACCUGCGGAUUUAAAUGACAUGGAAUUCACUCCAUCCGAGGUUGAUGCGCUGGAAGCCAUACGCCCUCCCACACCGCGGCCGCCACCGAGGUCAAUGCCCCAAGAGCGCCGUCGUCGGACUGAUAUAUCCAUUUUCCAUCCAUCCUAUGACGACGAUUCUGAUCCACAACCGUUGGAAUCCGCAGAGCCGCUCCACCAGAAAACCAGGCUCAGGCAGAAGGCAUCUCGAGGCCCAACGACGUCUGCAAAAGUCUCCAAGUUGACUCCACCUCGUCGCAGCCUCAGGAUUGCAGAAAGAGAACAGCGGCUCAAGGUUCCUGAUAUGCCUCCUGAAGCCGUGGAGAAUCUGGACAAGGAGAGUGUGACACAGCUAUUCCACCGCAGUCGGACCAGAAGGUAA
Molecule: messenger RNA, 984 nt
Organism: Fonsecaea monophora
Lineage: Eukaryota; Fungi; Ascomycota; Eurotiomycetes; Chaetothyriales; Herpotrichiellaceae
Exons: 1
Coding region: 1-984 (327 amino acids)
Source: RefSeq, a predicted model, not a curated record